GGAUGGAUCUUCUUCUUGUUCCCUCCUCCUCCUCCUCCACACAUCCCAUUCGCAGUCGCAGUCGCAGGAGUGAGCUCCUUCCCACCAAUCAUACUCUCUCAUUAUCCCGCCGUUCCGCCCAUCCACACACCACACCUCACCUCACCUCACCUCACCUCACCUCACCACACACACAUUCUCUCUCCCCUCCAGCUAGCUCGCUCGCCUGCUCAUCACUGUCGCUUGCUUGCCUCGAUCGCAACGCGCUUGGCAUGGCGUCCGAGGUGUGGCUAUCGCCGGCGUCUCGCCUCCCAUCUCUCUCCACCAACGCACCACCUCGCUUCCGCUCCAACCCACCUGCCACCACAACCGCCUCUUUCUUCUCUCCCCGCCCCCGCCCUGCUCGCGGCGCCCUGCCUCUGCUGCGCGUCCGCCGCCGUCUUCGCGCCACCGACCAGCAAGGCCAGGUUCAGGAACAAGACGACGAGGUGGUGGACAGCAACAUCCUCCCCUACUGCAACAUCGACAGGAAGCAGAAGAAGACGCUCGGAGAGAUGGAGCAGGAGUUCCUGCAAGCCUGUCAGGCCUUUUACUUUGACCAGAAGGCCAUCAUGUCCAGCGAGGAGUUUGACAACCUCAAGGAGGAGCUCAUGUGGGAGGGGAGCAGCGUCGUCAUGCUAAGCGAAGAUGAGCAAAAGCUUCUGGAAGCUUCCAUGGCCUAUGCCGCUGGCAGCCCCAUCAUGUCUGAUGCUGAAUUCGACCAACUCAAACUCAAAUUAAAGACAGACGGCAGUGUCAUUGUGAUGGAGGGUCCCAGGUGCAGUCUAAGGAGUCAUAAGGUGUACAGCGACUUGAAUGUUGACUACCUAAAGAUGUUCCUGCUAAAUGUUCCAGCCACCACUGUAGCUCUGGGACUGUUCUUUUUCAUUGAUGAAUUGACUGGUUUUGAGAUCAAUGUGUUCCAGCUGCCAGAGCCUUUCGGAUUCAUUUUCACAUGGUUUGCUGCUUUGCCCCUAAUAUUGUUCCUAGCACAGUUAUUGACUAAGGCUAUAGUCCAGGACUUUAUAAUCCUCAAGGGGCCAUGUCCAAAUUGUGGUACUGAGAACCUUUCUUUCUUUGGGACUAUACUGUCAGUCUCUAGUGGCGGUACAACAAACAAAGUGAAAUGUGCAAAUUGCAGUACUGAGCUGGAAUAUGACUCAAAGUCUCGGGUGAUCACACUUCCAGAAGCAUCAAGUGCAUAAACAAAGGAACAGGGAGCUACAGAGCUUGUGAAUCCUAUAGAAUAAAGGUGGCUGUCCGGACAGCAUAGCAAACUGCGAAGCCUGCAACUACUAGAAUUGGUUUGUAGCAGUCUCAGCUGGGAAUCUGUUGCAGAGUACUGUGUGUGUAUAGGAAGGAAAAGCUUAGGUACAGCUGCCGCCUGCCGAUUGUACAAUCACUAUUAACAGUCCAGUACGUUGGUAUCACGUAUGCGAUCAUCUCAAGUCUGGGCUUUGAUUUCAAGCACUGAUUUUGACAAUGAAUGAACAAGCUAUAUAUACGAUUUGCACUGCUUUUGCA
Messenger RNA from Sorghum bicolor (sorghum), 1542 nucleotides. Its product is annotated as PGR5-like protein 1B, chloroplastic. Gene Ontology annotation, cellular component: chloroplast thylakoid membrane. The record is from RefSeq and is a predicted model, not a curated record. The transcript is spliced from 11 exons. NCBI's taxonomy places the organism in Eukaryota, Viridiplantae, Streptophyta, Magnoliopsida, Poales, Poaceae. Gene Ontology annotation, biological process: photosynthetic electron transport in photosystem I. Gene Ontology annotation, molecular function: oxidoreductase activity, acting on iron-sulfur proteins as donors. The coding region runs from base 3 to 1223 and encodes 406 amino acids.